AUGGGUGAUAGGCUAGUUCAGAUGCCAAACAAACAUCUCUUCCCUACUUCAACUCGACGCUACCAAGCACUCCUAUCUCGCGAUCCUCUGGCGCAUUCUUCAUUCAUCUAUAGCGUGAUCACGACCAAAAUAUAUUGUCGUCCCACUUGUCCCUCGCGUCUCGCACGUCGUGCGAAUAUUAUUUUCCACGAGACUGCGGAAGAAGCGGAGAAGGACGGCUUUCGAGCUUGCAAGAGAUGUCGGCCUGAUAUUGAUGAGACGAUGAUCAAGCACGGAGUAGAUGGCGGUUUGAAGCCAAGGAAUACCGCUUCUAUGAACGUAAAAAUUGGAUCCAAGGCUGACGACUUAGGUGAAAUGGGAAGAGGGAGAAGGAUGGUUGAUCAAGCCAUGAAAUUGAUCGAGAGCGAGCUGGCCAAUGGUGACCAGAAAUGGACGAUUAAGAAAAUGGCAAAUGAAGUAGGGCUGACCGAAAGUCACUUUUGUAGGGUAUUCAAGAGAGAGACAGGUGGAACUUUGGGAGAGUACAGGAUGAAAGUCGUUGGGCGACAGGUGGUGGAAAUGACCCAGGGCAACGAGACGACCGACGAUUGGAAUAUACCCGCGGACACUGAACUGGUGUUUAAUUGGGAUAGUUCUUGGGAUGAAAUUGGCGAUAUGAACAACUCAGAUACCAACAUUCCGUCUUUUGGUCUUCACUCGACCAAUUUAUCUGACAUUCGUUCAGAUGAUGGAAUGCAGUUUUUGAACUUGGAGUGCUGUGGAGAUUGA
Molecule: messenger RNA, 768 nt
Organism: Botrytis sinoallii
Lineage: Eukaryota; Fungi; Ascomycota; Leotiomycetes; Helotiales; Sclerotiniaceae
Exons: 1
Coding region: 1-768 (255 amino acids)
Biological process (GO): regulation of DNA-templated transcription; DNA repair
Molecular function (GO): sequence-specific DNA binding; zinc ion binding; methyltransferase activity
Source: RefSeq, a predicted model, not a curated record